Mytilus trossulus (common blue mussel) is the source of this 1818-nucleotide messenger RNA. RefSeq lists its product as uncharacterized. Bases 1 to 1818 code for a protein of 605 amino acids. The record is from RefSeq and is a predicted model, not a curated record. The transcript has a single exon. NCBI's taxonomy places the organism in Eukaryota, Metazoa, Mollusca, Bivalvia, Mytilida, Mytilidae.
AUGGGGAAACUUAUAGCUGAUCUCAAGAUAUGGGAAAGAAGAAUGCGUCUUCGCGAACAUUUUUUCGAAGAAAACAAGGAAAAAGAAAAUUACCAAAACGAGUAUACUAAAUUCAAAAAAUCAAGUACGUUCACACCCUCCGCAGGAAAAGAAAGAUGGUUAGAUGAGUAUAUACAAACCGUAAAAGAUGAAAUUUUAAGUAGAUUAAGUCGAAAAUUCAAAAUGAAUAUAACUAUUGAAGAAGAAAAAGCAAUGCGGGAACUUUUGUAUGAUACAAGCAUCGUGAUACGACCAAGCGACAAAUCAUCCGGAGUUGUAAUAAUGAACACAGAAGAUUAUAAAUUAGAGGUAGAAAAAGAAUUAGAUAACAACGAUACGUACACAGCAAUAGAUAAAGAUCUAACACAGAAAAAUGAAAAUAAAGUAAAAAGACUCGUAGAAAAUUUAUGUAAAAGAGAAAUAAUAGAUAAAGACAUGAAAAAAUAUCUCUUACCGAAAGGAACAUGUCCCGGAAAGGUACAAGCUAAUCCGAAAUUACACAAACAAAAUCACCCAGUUAGAACAAUUAUUAAUGGGCGGAACCAUCCCACAGAAAAAAUCGCGGAAAUAGUCGAAAACGAGCUUUCGGAGAAUGUUCGGAACUUGCCCACGUAUAUCAAAGACACAACAGAUUUUUUAAACAAAUUAAAUGCAAUGCAACUGCCUUUACCAGACAACGCAAUAAUGUUUUGUUUAGAUGUAACUAAAUUAUAUCCAAGCGUACCAAGAAAAGAAGCACGAGAAGCAUGUAAAUCAGCACUAGAAAAUCGAACAAACACAUCAAUCCCAACUGAAGAUGUUCUUAAAAUGAUGGAUUUAGUCAUUGAAAAUAAUAAUUUUAGCUUCAACGGAAAGCACUUUUUACAAACUGAAGGAACAGCUAUUGGUUCCCAUCUAGGCAUGAAUUAUGCUUGCACCUACCUCGGACAAUGGGAAGAAAAUUUAUUUCAAAACAGCAAUUUACAACCAUUUUCAUAUUGGAGAUAUGUUGAUGACAUCUGGGGGAUAUGGGAACAUGGUUUAGAUGAAUUAAAAAAAUUUCACGAAAUGUCAAACAGUUUGCAUCCGCGAAUUAUAACAGAAAUGCGUUACUCAACUGAAAAAAUUGAAUUUCUUGAUGUGUUUGUACACAUAGAAAACGGACAACUUAAAACAGAUCUUUAUACAAAAUCAACAGAUAAACACCAAUACUUACAUGUGUCGUCAAGCCAUCCAAACUCUGUAAAAAAUGCUAUACCAUAUAGACUCGGGAUUCGUGUCAAAAGAAUUUGCUCAACAGAAGAAGAUUACAAAACAAGAAGAGAAGAAAUAAAAACGCACCUAAAAGAACGUGGAUACAAUAACUCGUCCACUGAAGUUCAAUUGAAGAAAGUCGACAAAUUAAACCGAGAAGAUCUAUUUAAGUACAAACAGAAGAAAGAAAACAACAGGGUACCUUUAGUAAUUACUUUUUCCAAUGCGCUUCCAAAUGUACAUUCCAUUCUUAGAAAAAAUCUUAAAAUUCUCCAUCAAUCCGAAAGACUAAAGAAAAUAUUUCCCGAUCCGCCUAUCGUGGCAUUUAAACGUGAUAACAACAUAAAAGACAUCUUAGUACACAAAAAGCAUAAUUUAUUAUUUUAUAAGCAAACUAAUGGAUGUGGACCAUGUGGUAAACAAUGUGCACUAUGCUCACAUUUAAAUGAAACCAAGGUAUUUUGUGACAACACCGGCAAAGAAUAUACCAUUCAGGGACAAAUAAAUUGUAAAACCGUAGGCGUGAUAUAUGCGAUUAAUUGUUAA